Molecule: messenger RNA, 441 nt
Organism: Brettanomyces nanus
Lineage: Eukaryota; Fungi; Ascomycota; Pichiomycetes; Pichiales; Pichiaceae
Exons: 2
Coding region: 1-441 (146 amino acids)
Source: RefSeq, a predicted model, not a curated record
AUGCAGAAUCUCAGGAUGACUCCUCAGUAUCCUACUGGGCCUCAAUCACAAGCGCAAGAUCCUGACAUGAAGGUCGAAGAAUUCCUAAGAACUAUCACAGAGACCCUCGAUUCCCCUUACAGAAACGAAGCUGCUGAUUAUUACAAGUCGAUGAUAUUACCACAACUUCUACCCCAAUCUAGAAUUAUAAUAAAUGGACAGCCAUUUGGAUCCAAGGCACAGUUUCAGGAACUAUGGUCUACACUUCCGGCCACACAACAUCAGAUAACUAGCUUUGAUGCGCACCUUCUUCCCACCCCAGAAGAGAGACAGUACAUAGUAUUGGCCCAUUUCAAGGUCAGAUUCGAUGAAUCAGGAAAAAAUAGAUUUGGACAGACUGCAGAUGUGCUACCUAUUCCAGACAACAAUUUGAAUAGACCUACUCGUUUGACUACAGGAUGA